Messenger RNA from Phragmites australis (common reed), 2213 nucleotides. Its product is annotated as E3 ubiquitin-protein ligase MBR1-like. Lineage: Eukaryota; Viridiplantae; Streptophyta; Magnoliopsida; Poales; Poaceae. The transcript has 6 exons. Bases 209 to 1975 code for a protein of 588 amino acids. The record is from RefSeq and is a predicted model, not a curated record. Gene Ontology annotation, molecular function: ubiquitin protein ligase activity.
AAUCCAUAAAUGGAUCGCGCGUCUUCCUCCGCGCACCCGACCCGCUAAUGCCGCUAAAUAAAUCCGUGUCUCUUCUCCGGCUUCCAUUUUCGCGAGGAGAGGAAAGGGGAAGAAAAGGGGAGAAGCCGCCGCCUCCGCUUUCACGAGAAUUCUAGCAAAAAAAUUCUGGAGAAGAUAUCUGCCUCUGUGUUUUGUGCUGCAUUUUGGUAUGGAGGAAACUUCCGGUAGAUCCGCCAACCCAGUUGGGUUUGUUAGACGAGGCUCUGGCAUCUCCUUGAGAAAUCAAAGCAAUGAGGAGAGGCCAACCCAGUACAGCAAUAAGCCAGGGAAGACUACAAAUCUCAAUCCUAUGAAAGCUAGAUGGGCUGAUAAUAAAGAGAAGCCAAGAUAUUUACAAGAGCCGUUUCGAUCAUCAGGUUCUAAGGCCUCCUCUCCAAGCUCUUCAAAAGCUCCUGUUAGAAAACAUUAUGAAGAAAAGCAAAAGCUGCCCUUUUUAGCAAGGGUAGACCAUGCUGAAAGCAGUAACAGAAGAACUGAGGUCAGAUCUCUGCAGAGUGGCAAGAAAGCUGUUGUUUAUGAGGAUGAGCAUUCAUACACUCAGCAGACAGGGUCAGAAGGUUCAUCAUCCAUAACAACUACAGAAGGAGGUCUCCCAGAAGAACCUGAUCUUGAAGUAGAGGCUUCUGUUCCUUCAGGGAUUUCUGCACAUACAGUUGAUUACAUAGUCAGAAAUACUGCAUCGAGUACCAUGUCACGUAGGCAAAAGGAUAAAGAAGAAUCGAGUUCAGGUAGACCCCAAGGUGCUUCUACUUUUGUUCGUCGGCCAACCGUACCUCAAAGUUCCACCAUUGGUAUCAAAUCAUCAAACAGCGCUGGUACUGGAGUAAAGAGACAUGGUCUGAAAAACCUUGGUUGCACUUCAAUAUCUGAUGUUUUGCCUUCAGCUUGUUCUUCAUCUGAUUCUGUUCACAAUAGGAGGGCUGAAGUUACAAAAAAGCGGACUUCUGAUGGAGAAAGUUUCUCAAGAUCAAGGGGAAUAAGUGGACAAGCUAGUUUAGGUCACACACCUGCCAUUUAUCCUGGCAUUACUGGUCCCAGAGCAAGAGCUGCUGAACAAUCAGCUUCUCAACAAACAGCGCGGACCAGUGGCAGAAGUAUUCAGGAUUCUGUAGAUUCAGUAAGGACUACGCGACCUUCUACUCAGCGCACCAGGGAGAGGAUGCUGGGUGAACGAGAGGAUGCCAUAGUUGCUCUGCAUGAAACUGUUACAAGGGUUCGCCAUCCAGAAAGGGGUCAUUUUCCCACGGAUGAUGUUUCCCCACAGAGAUUAGCAAGACCCUUUUACGCGGGAUUGCCUCAUGCAAUUUAUUCAUCUAAUCAUCAAGGCUCAACUAGAGCAAGGAGAAGACCAAGUCCUAGUCCUGAGGAAAGCCCUCCACAAAUGUUCCAUGGUCUGUUUGGGGAGAGAGAUGGAUACAGGCGCAUAAAUAUGGAAGGAAUUGCAGAGGUGUUGCUAGCAUUGGACAGGAUCGAACAAGAUGAUGAAUUUUCCUACGAGCAACUGCUGGUGCUGGAAACUAAUCUGCUCCUUAAUGGCCUUGGCUUGCAUGAUCAGCACCAAGAUAUGAGAUUGGAUAUCGACAGCAUGUCUUAUGAGGAAUUACUAGCUUUAGAAGAGCAAAUCGGCUCAGUGAGCACUGCCAUUUCUGAAGAGCAAUUCACCAAGUGUGUCAACAGAAGUGUGUAUAAAGCAAGAAAUUCAGAGCGAGAAGUGAACAAGAUUGUAGUAGAUGAUGUGAAAUGCAGCAUAUGUCAGGAGGAAUACAUUGAGGGUGAAAACAUUGGUAGGAUGCAAUGUGAGCAUCAGUACCAUGUGUGCUGCAUUCACGAAUGGCUUAGACAGAAGAACUGGUGUCCAAUAUGCAAAGCUUCAGCAAUACCCUCGGAGACGAACAAGGGGGACGCAUCAAUAUAGGUGGUUCAAACUCGUAAAUAGCGUGAAUUUAUCAUGAAACUGUAUUAGGCAUUAUAGAUGCUGACCCAAUUCGCUCUAAUUUGUCAAUAUGAUAGACUCUCUCUUGGAAACCACUGUAAAUUUUUGUUACUACAUCUUGUUCUCAUCAUUGCACAUCCUUGUGAAAUAUGAAUUCUGCUUGAUAGCAGUAUGGUCAGAAACUCCCGAAUAAUUAAAGUUCUCCUGGUUCUUAAAAAAA